AUGCAGGGUCAGAGCACUCCCAGUCCCCUUCCCUCAGGGGCCUCUGCAGCCCCCGUGGCCGUGCAGGCGGCGGUGGUGGCGGCGGCGGGGGGGGGGCCCCAGGGGGCCCCUCGCAUACACCUGGGGGCCCCGGAAUACCCGGGGGACCUGGAGGACCUGGGGGGCCCCCAGGGGGACUCAAGGGAGAGGCUGUUGCAGCGCCAGCCACUGCACACGGGCCCCCCCCGGGGCUGGGCCCAGAGGACGCAGAAGAAGGGGUACCCGAGUACAUUAAGAAAGACAGAUCUGAUGAAGCACUUAAGAGAAUAA
Eimeria mitis is the source of this 309-nucleotide messenger RNA. RefSeq lists its product as uncharacterized. Lineage: Eukaryota; Apicomplexa; Conoidasida; Eucoccidiorida; Eimeriidae. The transcript has a single exon. The coding region runs from base 1 to 309 and encodes 102 amino acids. The record is from RefSeq and is a predicted model, not a curated record.